Molecule: messenger RNA, 641 nt
Organism: Canariomyces notabilis
Lineage: Eukaryota; Fungi; Ascomycota; Sordariomycetes; Sordariales; Chaetomiaceae
Exons: 2
Coding region: 198-527 (109 amino acids)
Source: RefSeq, a predicted model, not a curated record
GGGUCCUACAUAAUAACCGUAUUGUGGGUCCACUGAGAGGAAGGGGCUCUCUCUUCCCGCGGCUUCGGUCUGGCAAUCCGAAAAGCGUACCGCUAUCUCUCUAAGACGCAGAUAUCCGUCCUUUAACUAUAUCUUGCUGGAACAGGAAGGCAUAUAGUCCGGGGACGACACUGUUAUGUUCCUCACAACAACAGCCCAUGUAUUCCAAGUUCACCUUCCGCCAAUACCUGUUGCUCGCGUUGUCGUUUAUGGCUUACACCCCUUGGACCCGAACCUUAUCCGUCUCCUGCCUCUUCCCAUCAAAGGAGAAACAUUUCUCCUCACACAAUCCCGGGUUUGAACGGUGUGAUUAUGCCCAAAAUCGAUGCCGCAGCUUCGGAGAGACACCGCGGACAGACACAUUAGGCAUCGUGUCUUGUAUUAGCUUCCCACCAAGCUUGUCAUGGUGGAACUGGUUUGCUCGUUCCCCUAGUGACUCGAUUGCCUAUCUCGUAGGUCACGCUCAUCACCAGCGACCUGAAGCCUGAGUCCAUCCCACGCUGUGAAUCAUCGGUCCGUUACCGCUAGGGCAGGUCCGUAACCCCCACAGUGAUACCCGUCCAAAGUGGUAGCAUCGGUUGCGAGCAUGUCGUUCCGUGGAC